CUAUAGCAAAAUAUAGCAGUUUUGAGAAAUUGGGAGAGGAGACGUACAAUUGAUUCCAGAAAAAAUUUAGUUCAACUUGGUAAAAAUCACUUAUUGACACUUUAAUCUACCUGAUAAUAUUUUUUAUCAUAUUCUCCUGUUAACUGUUUUUGUGUAGGGUUUCUUUUGUCAAGAAAUUGAAUCAUCCAAAUGGCAAGCACAUCAAAGAAGCACAGAGAGUUUACUGGUGAACCCAUGGGUGAUAAACCUGUUACUGACCUAGCUGGAAUAGGGGCUACACUAGGUGGACGAUUAGAGGCAGCUGGUUUUAAUAAGGCUUACGUUGUACUUGGGCAGUUCUUAAUCUUACAAAAGCAAGAAGAGCUGUUUACUGACUGGUUGAAGGAUACAGUGCAAGCCAACAAGAAACAAGCUGGUGAUUGUUACUUGUGUCUGAAAGAAUGGUGUGAUUCAUUUCUUUGAGAUGUUACAAUGACCAUUUUUGAUCGUGUGGGCAAGCUGGGUCAUAUUUUUAUGGGACUGCUUUUAUUAGCACAAAAAUAAAAUCAGCAUUUAGAAUCAUAAUUGUAAAUUAUUAACGCUUUUUAUCAACCAGUUGAUUGACACCAGUAUGAGAUGAUAUAUUUAAGAUCAAUAUGUAAUAACUGUAACUGUAGUACCUGUAAUAAAUAACUGCACCUCCACUGCUCAUAAAAAUAUCACAUUUGGCUUACCAAUAGUAAAGAACAAUUAACUUUAUCCUAGUGAAAUAUGGUGUAUAAAAAAAUUUGUCAAUCGAAAUUCUGAUUUUGUACUGUAAUACUGUACUGUGAUUAUAAUGUACAUAUUGUAGGCUUAUUGUAGAAAGAAUUCCUAAAUUGUGUAAAAUAGACUACCCUUGUCUAGAUUUCAGGAACUUACUUCAAGAGAAGCUGUAGUUCACACUUUAUUUUUUUGCUUCAUACUAAGGCUCACUUGAUUUUGCCAUUUUGGAGGUUUUUUUUACUGUUGACCUUUGUCACAUUCAGUUUUGAAAGUGUAGACAAAAAUCGUUUUUUUUUUAUUGAUUAUCUUCUAAUCUAUAUUUUUAAAUAUUUUGCUAGAAAUAAAUAAACCUGCAUGUUUAUGAAUGCAAUAGUUAGUUCUGCUCUUACCAAACAAUUCCUGAAAGUACAGUAAUUGCUCGUUCAGACUUUGUUGUUACGUAAUACAAAUUUAAAUGGAAAUAAAAUAAUUACCUUUGUGAUAAAAAUCAAAAA
Anneissia japonica is the source of this 1238-nucleotide messenger RNA. Its product is annotated as barrier-to-autointegration factor-like. The transcript has 3 exons. The coding region runs from base 190 to 462 and encodes 90 amino acids. The record is from RefSeq and is a predicted model, not a curated record. Gene Ontology annotation, molecular function: DNA binding. NCBI's taxonomy places the organism in Eukaryota, Metazoa, Echinodermata, Crinoidea, Comatulida, Comatulidae.